AACAAGACAUGCUUUACUUUACUUUCUGUCAUCCUCCUUUCAUUGUAUUCCUCUACUUUUUCUCACCAGCAUAUUCUGAGCUUCGUUUCUUUUUAUCAAGGCAUUUCUUUUUUUAUAAUUACGCAAGCAUUCUUAAUCAUUGCAUAUAUAUAUCUCUCUCUCACUUGUCUUCUUACAAGCUUUUUGACUUUUUAAUUUCUUUUAUCCCAGUCAUUUGUUCAAAACGCUCAGAGGAUUGAUACGUAUUUCAAGAUAUUAACCAUUAGUUAUACCAAUAACGGUUCGAUU
Lobosporangium transversale is the source of this 288-nucleotide messenger RNA. RefSeq lists its product as hypothetical. The transcript has 2 exons. Bases 9 to 239 code for a protein of 76 amino acids. Lineage: Eukaryota; Fungi; Mortierellomycota; Mortierellomycetes; Mortierellales; Mortierellaceae. The record is from RefSeq and is a predicted model, not a curated record.